AUGAAACCACACGUCCUGUUACGGUCAGUCAAAACCACACGCCCCCAUCACAGUCAGAGGGUCGCAAGCCACACGCCCCUCCCACAGUCAGAGAGCCCCAAGCCACACGCCCCUAUCACAGUCAGAGAGUCCCAAGCCACACGCCCCUACCACAGUCAGAGAGUCCCAAGCAACACGCCCCUACCACAGUCAGAGCGACCCAAGCCACACGCCCAUCACUGUCAGAGAGCAACACGCCUUUACCACAGUCACAGAGUCCCAAACCACACGCCCCUUCCACAAUCAGAGAGUCCCAAGCCACACGCCCCUCCCACAGUCACAGAGUCCCAAGCCACACGCCCCUACCACAGUCAGAGAGUCUCAAGCCACACGCCCCAACAACAGUCACAGACCCAAGCCACACGCCCCUACCACAGUCAGAGGGUCGCAAGGCACACGCCCCUCCCACAGUCAGAGAGUCCCAAGCAACACCCCCAUCACAGUCAGAGAGUCCCAAGCCACACGUCCCUACCACAGUCAGAGAGUCCCAAGCCACACGCCCCUACCACAGUCAGAGUGUUCCAAGCAACACGCCCAUACCAGUCAGAGAGCCCCAAGCCACACGCCCCUACCACAGUCAGAGAGCUCCAAGCCACACGCUCCUACCACAGUCAGAACGUCCCAAGCCACACGCCCCUACCACAGUCAGAGUCCCAAGCCACACACCCAGCCCCCGCCAUCACAGUCAGAGAGUCCCAUGCCACACGUCCCUACCACAGUCAGAGAGUUCCAAGCCACACCCCCAUCACAGUCAGAGAGUCCCAAGCCACACGCCCUACCACAGUCAGAGUCCCAAGCCACCCCCCACCUUCCCACACACACACCCACACACACACCCCAUCACAGUCAGAGAGUCCCAGCCACACGUCCCUACCAGUCAGUCAGGGAGGACCCAUGGAGAUGAUGCUUCAAUGA
This is a messenger RNA of Haliotis rubra (blacklip abalone), 954 nucleotides long. RefSeq names its product pollen-specific leucine-rich repeat extensin-like protein 1. The record is from RefSeq and is a predicted model, not a curated record. Bases 1 to 954 code for a protein of 317 amino acids. The transcript has a single exon. NCBI's taxonomy places the organism in Eukaryota, Metazoa, Mollusca, Gastropoda, Lepetellida, Haliotidae.